This is a messenger RNA of Choloepus didactylus (southern two-toed sloth), 863 nucleotides long. RefSeq names its product FUN14 domain-containing protein 2. Gene Ontology annotation, biological process: autophagy of mitochondrion. Bases 16 to 471 code for a protein of 151 amino acids. Gene Ontology annotation, cellular component: mitochondrial outer membrane. The transcript has a single exon. NCBI's taxonomy places the organism in Eukaryota, Metazoa, Chordata, Mammalia, Pilosa, Megalonychidae. The record is from RefSeq and is a predicted model, not a curated record.
GACGAGCUCGCCGAAAUGGCCGCGUCCAGUCAAGGAAACUUUGAGGGAAAUUUUGACUCACUGGACCUUGCAGAAUUAGCUAAGAAGCAGCCAUGGUGGCGCAAGCUCUUUGGGCAGGAAUCUGGGCCCUCUGCUGAAAAGUAUAGCGUGGCAACCCAGCUGUUAAUUGGAGGAGUUACUGGAUGGUGCACAGGUUUCAUAUUCCAGAAAGUUGGAAAGUUGGCUGCAACAGCUGUGGGAGGUGGAUUUUUUCUCCUUCAGCUUGCAAACCAUACUGGGUACAUCAAAGUUGACUGGCAGCGAGUAGAGAAGGACAUGAAGAAAGCCAAGGAGCAGCUGAAAAUCCGUAAGAGCAACCAGAUACCUACUGAAGUCAGAAGCAAAGCUGAGGAGGUGGUAUCAUUUGUGAAGAAAAAUGUUCUCGUGACAGGGGGAUUUUUUGGAGGCUUUCUGCUUGGCAUGGCAUCCUAAGGAGGACGACUUCAUUUGCAUUGUUCCUAUUUUUUGUUUUUCUUCCAUCAUUCAUCAGAAAGUAUCAGUUGUGUUUUUGCAGCCAGCAGCCUCUACACUCUGUCAUAGGACACUGAGCCUCCUCCUCCCCUUCUCCUCUUCUCUCAUGCCUUCCUCCCUGCAGUGGCUGGACUGAAUGGUUUUCUGUAGGCAUCUUUCAGUACAACUUAACUAUUGGCCCUAACUUGAGCUUGAUGGUGAUGGAAGACACUAUAGACAUUACUGUACACUCCCUACUUGGCUAAUUUGUAGGUCAGCAAGAAUGUUUCUUUCCUCCCUAUAUAAGAUACUUAUCAGAACACAUCACAAGAUGGCUCACCGUGGAGGAUGAAUGGAUCCUGAAAGGUUGUCCC